Aspergillus ruber CBS 135680 is the source of this 1395-nucleotide messenger RNA. RefSeq names its product MCT family MFS transporter. Gene Ontology annotation, biological process: transmembrane transport. NCBI's taxonomy places the organism in Eukaryota, Fungi, Ascomycota, Eurotiomycetes, Eurotiales, Aspergillaceae. The record is from RefSeq and is a predicted model, not a curated record. Gene Ontology annotation, cellular component: fungal-type vacuole membrane. The transcript is spliced from 2 exons. Bases 1 to 1395 code for a protein of 464 amino acids. Gene Ontology annotation, molecular function: transmembrane transporter activity.
AUGGUAACUGAUGCGGAGAAAAGAGUCGAACCGACAAUUCAAUCUCACCAUGACCAACCACCCGCACAUGAAGCACAGGCACUCGAGGAUGGUCUCCACAGGUCAUCUGAAGAGUUCCCAUCAUGCCAUUCAGCUCGUAGCAACGCAUUGAGUCGAAUGACAACGGAUGCGGAUGGCAACAGUUACCCCGAGGGAGGGCUGGACGCAUGGCUGGUAGUUUUUGGGUGUUUCAUGGGCCUUUUUGGUUCUCUUGGCCUCGUCAACUCCAUCGGUACUUUCCAAGCUUAUAUCGAUGACCAUCAACUCAAAGAAUACAGCUCUGGCACCAAUGGGUGGAUUUUUAGCAUGUUCGCCUUUUUGUGCUUCUUCUGUGGCGUCCAGAUAGGUCCGGUCUUUGACGCCAAGGGCCCGCGCUUUUUAGUUCUUGCAGGCUCGAUCCUGAUUAUAGCGAUGAUGAUCUCUAUUGGGUUCUGUACUCAAUACUGGCAUUUUAUGCUCUCUGUCGGCCUCGCAGGUGGCAUUGGAUCUUCCCUGAUUUUCACGCCUGCUAUAUCAGCCGUGGGCCAUUUUUUCAACGAAAAGCGAGGAAUUGCGACAGGCCUUGCAGCGACUGGGGGCUCCGUUGGGGGUGUCAUCUUUCCUCUGGUCUUGCAAGAUUUGUUUCCUAAAAUUGGAUUCGGGUGGGCAACCCGCGUGGUAGCAUUGAUUUGCUUGAUCUCGCUGAUUGUGGCUUGCCUGUUAAUUAAGUCUCGACUGCCUAAGAAGCCAGCAUCCAAAGAGAAUGUUUUACCCGACUUUCGCAUUUUCAGGGACCCCAAGUUUGCCCUCACAACGGCCGGUGUAUUCUUCGUUGAGUGGGGCCUUUUCAUCCCGAUUAGUUAUAUCUCUUCUUAUGCAUUAUCUCAUGGUGUUUCAACCGAAUUGUCGUAUCAGAUGCUUGCCAUUCUCAACGCUGGCUCGUUUUUUGGAAGAGGGAUCCCGGGAUUCUUUGCCGACUACUUUGGACGCUUUAAUACUCUCAUAGUCACAGUCGCCCUAUGCCUUAUCUGCUGUGCAUGCCUGUGGCUUCCUGCUGGCGACAGCCUUCCACUUAUGAUCGUGUACAGCGCCAUUUUUGGCUUUGCAAGUGGUAGCAACAUCAGUCUCACCCCGGUGUGCAUCGGACAGCUCUGCAAAACAGAGCACUACGGCAGAUACUACGCAACUUCAUACACAAUCGUAAGCUUUGGAACUCUGACUGGUAUUCCGAUUGCUGGAGAGAUCCUCGCGCGUUGUGACGGACAGUACUGGGGUCUCAUUGCAUUUACGACAUGCUGCUACGCUGCAGGUCUUGCGUGUGUCACUGCUGCGAAAUUGAUCCAUGUUGGAUGGCGUCGACCAUGGGUCAUUUACUGA